Messenger RNA from Nannospalax galili (Upper Galilee mountains blind mole rat), 1848 nucleotides. It is a transcript of the gene Acsbg2, whose product is annotated as acyl-CoA synthetase bubblegum family member 2. The record is from RefSeq and is a predicted model, not a curated record. Gene Ontology annotation, molecular function: long-chain fatty acid-CoA ligase activity. Lineage: Eukaryota; Metazoa; Chordata; Mammalia; Rodentia; Spalacidae. Gene Ontology annotation, cellular component: endoplasmic reticulum; membrane.
GGCCAUGAAACUCUGAUGACCAUCCCAGAGAUGUUUCAAGAGUCUGUCGACGGGUUUGGAGCUUACCCAGCCCUGGCCUCAAAAAAUGGCAAAAAGUGGGACAUGCUGACUUUCAGCCAGUACUAUGAAGCGUGUUGGAAGGCAGCCAGGGCACUGAUCAGGCUGGGUCUACAGCGUUUCCAUGGCGUUGGCAUCCUGGGUUUUAACUCCGUGGAGUGGUUCAUCUCUGCCCUUGGGGCCAUCUUGACUGGGGGUCUCUGUGUUGGCAUUCACGCCACCAACUCUGCUGAAGCGUGCCAGUACAUCAUCAGACAGGCCAAAGUGAACAUCUUGCUGGUUGAAAAUGACCAACAGCUACAGAACAUUCUUUCGAUUCCAUCCAGCAGGCUGGAGUGCUUGAAGGCCAUUGUACAGUACAAGCUGCCCAUGAAGGAGAGAAGCAAAAACCUGUACUCUUAGCACGACUUCAUGGAACUGGGCAACAGCAUCACCAACGUGCAGCUAGACAGGAUCAUCCUGAGUCAGAAGGCCAACCAGUGCGCGAACCCCAAGGGGGUAAUGCUGAGUCACGACAACAUCACACGGAUGGCUGGGGUGAUGAUGAGGGAUCUCAGACUGAAUCAUAUCUUGAGGAAGCAGGAGGCAGUGGUCAGCUACCUGCCCCUCAGCCACAUCUCAGCCCAGGUAAUAGACAUUUGGAUCCCCCUGAAGACUGGGGUGCUCACACUCUUUGCUCAAUCAGGGGCACUGCAGGGCACCCUAGUGUCCACACUCCAGGAGGUGAAGCCCACCGCCUUCCUUGGGAUGCCUGGCAUCUGGGAGAAGAUGCAGGAAACCAUCAAGGAGAGUGUGACCAGGUCCUCCAACCUGUGGAAGAAGGUCUUCAAGUGGGCCAAAAUCAUUGGCUUGAAGGUCAACACCAAGCGGAUGCUGGGGAAGAGAGACAUUCCCAUGAACUACCGCAUAGCCAACGCACUUGUGUUCAGCAAGGUGAGGCUAUCCCUGGGUCUGGAUCGCCGCCACUCCUUCCUCAGUGCAGUGGCACCCCUCUCUCAGGACGACUCUGAGUUCUUCCUCGGCCUGGACAUCCACAUCGGUGAGCUCUACGGCAUGAGUGAGAGCUCCGGACCCCACUCCGUCUCCAGCAAGACCAACUACAGGGUCCUGAGCAGUGGCAAGAUCCUCAACGGGUGUAAGAACAUCCUGUACCAGCAGAACAAGGACAGUCUUGGGGAGGUGUGCAUGUGGGGUAGGCACGUGUUCAUGGGCUACCUGGACAUGGAGGAUGCCACAAUGGAGGUCAUUGAUGAGGAUGGCUGGCUGCACUCAGGGGAUAUGGGCUGCUUGGACAAUCAGGGCUUCCUCUACAUCACUGGCCGCAUCAAAGAAAUCCUGAUCACAGCCAGAGGAGAGAGCGUGCUGCCCAUCCCCAUAGAGACACUGGCGAAGGAGAAGAUUCCCAUUGUGAGCAAUGCCAUCCUAGUAGGUGACAAGGCCAUGUUCCUCAGCCUGCUGCUUACAUUGAAGUGUGAGACAGAUCAGAUAACUGGACAGCCCCUGGACAAGCUGAGCCCUGAGGCCAUCAAGUUCUGCCGGGUGUUGGGCAGUCAGGUGACUACCGUGUCAGACAUAGUAAUGCUUCAAGAUCCACUGGUCUACAUGGCCAUCCAGUUCGGCAUAGAUGCAGUGAGCCAGGAAGCCUUGACUGAUGUGCAGAGAGUCCAAAAGUGGAUUAUCUUGGAGAAAGACUUUUCCAUCCAGGGCGGAGAGCUGGGUCCAACAACAAAACUUCGGAGACGUUUCAUAGCCCAAAAGUGCAAGUCGCAGAUCAAUAGCUUGUACUCCUGA